CAGCAGUCACUCAGUCGCACUCUACACCUCCUUCAGUCAGGAUUCACCUUUCACCAGUUCAAGGGAGUAUUUGAUUGUAUCUCAUGGAGGGCAGGAUCACCUGUGGACUGCGGCUGGUCGUCUUUCUCUUGGGAUGUGGGCAGCUGUCGGCUUUCAACCUGGACAUCGACAAUGUCCAGCGGAAGAACGGAGACCCAGGCAGCCUGUUCGGUUUCUCUCUCGCCAUGCACCGGCAGCUUGUUCCAACGGAUAAAAGAAUGCUGCUGGUCGGUGCCCCGAGAGCAAAAGCCUUGAGUGGUCAAAAAGCUAAAGUGACAGGAGGACUGUACAGCUGUGACAUGAGCUCCACCUCAGCUGGUUGCCCCAGAAUUAACUUUGAUAAUAGCGAGGACACAACCAAAGAAAGCAAAGAGAACCAGUGGAUGGGAGUGUCAGUCAACAGUCAGGGGCCAGGAGGCACGGUUGUGACCUGUGCCCAUCGCUACCAGCGCCGGACCAAUGUGAACACACCCAUCGAAUCCCGUGACAUCAUCGGCCGCUGCUAUGUGCUGAAUCCAGACUUGACUAUUGAUCCCAUAACAAGUGAUAACUGGCAUUUCUGUGAGAGCCGGCCCAGAGGCCAUGAGAUGUUUGGCUCCUGCCAGCAGGGCCUGUCUGCCACAUUCGACAAGGACUACCACUACCUCAUCUUUGGGGCUCCUGGAGCGUACAACUGGAAAGGUGUGGUACGCUUGGAACAAAGGAACGACACCUUGUUAGAGUUGGGCAUCUAUGACGACGGUCCUUAUGAGGUGGGAGAUGAGAACGAAAAGAACCCUGACCUGGUCCCUGCUCCUGCCAACAGCUACCUGGGCUUCUCUCUGGACUCGGGGAAGAAUCUGACCAAGAAGGGCCAGCUGACGGUGGUAGCGGGAGCUCCCAGAGCGAACCACAGCGGAGCGGUGGUGCUGCUGAAGAAAGGCAGGGAAACAAGCAACAUCUUGCUAGAGGAGUACACCCUAGAAGGAGAAGGGCUGGCCUCGUCUUUUGGCUACGAUCUGGCUGUGCUGGAUCUCAAUAGGGACGGUUGGCAGGACAUAGUGGUGGGAGCCCCUCAGUACUUUGAGAAGGACGGAAAUAUUGGAGGAGCCGUCUACGUCUACGUCAACAAAGCCGGAAAGUGGAACAAUGUCACACCCACCAGAAUAGACGGAUCUAAAGACUCCAUGUUUGGCCUGGCUGUGGAAAACCUGGGAGACAUCAACCAGGAUGGUUACGAUGAUUUUGCAGUGGGAGCUCCUUAUGAGAACAAUGGUAUAGGGAAUGUGUACAUCUACCACGGAUCAGCCACGGGUCUCAGCUCUAAAGAAGCUGCACAGAUUCUGUUCGGCCAGUCUUUAAGAGUCAGUCUGUUUGGCUACUCCUUGGCAGGCAACAUGGACCUUGAUAAGAACUUCUACCCUGACCUGGCUGUCGGAUCCCUCUCUGACUCUGUGUUUGUCUACAGAGCCCGUCCAGUUGUUAACAUCAAGAAGGAAAUCAAGUUCUCACCAAACGAAAUCGACCUAACCAAGAAGAACUGUGGCAAUAGCUUCUGCUUGGAGGUUGAGGCAUGCUUCACCUACACUGCCAGCCACAAGAGCUAUGCUCCCAGACUGACGGUGGCAUUCUCCAUGGAGGCCGACGCUGACAAAAGGAAGAACGGUCAUAUGCCCAGGGCAACCUUCUUGGAGGCCUCUGAUCAUAGCUACGAGUCCAAUGGGGUCAUCACCAUAGAAAGCAAAGAAAAGAAACAGUGCGUUAAACGUCGGCUCGCUAUAAAGGACAACAUUCGAGACAAGCUGCGUGGGAUCCCCAUCGAUGUGUCUGUGGACAUCCAGGAUGCCAAACGUAAACGCAGACAGAGCUCAACUCCUCAGCUGAAGCCUGUCCUGGACGCCAGAGAGCCAAUGAUCACUCGAUCAGAGGUGCAUUUCCUGAAGGACGGUUGUGGCAGCGACAAUGUUUGUCAGAGCAACUUGCAAGUGACAUAUCGCUACGGCCACAAAACAACUGACAUAAACACGUUCACUCCGUUAGAAAUGGAGGACAACGUGCCAGUGAUCUCGCUCAGCGACCACAAGGACAUCGCCUUGGAGGUCAAAGUGACCAAUCUAAAUGGAGAUGAUGCAUAUGAAGCCUUUGUGCUCGCCUCCUUCCCACAGUCCCUUUCUUACUCCACUUACCUCGCUCCAACUGAGCACACGGUGACGUGUACAGCCAAUAAAGACGGUUCUCAGGCUGAUUGUGAGCUUGACAACCCCUUUAAACGUGACACAGAGACGACCUUCUACAUUAUUCUGAGUACAUCAGGCAUCUCUCUCAGCACUACUGAACUGGAGAUUGAUCUUCAGCUAAAAACGACAAGUAACCAGCAGAUAAAAGGCCCUAUCAAAGCAAAGGCAAAAGUGACCAUCAAGUUGCAGCUGUCUAUAUCAGGACAAGCCCAGCCAUCUCAGGUCUACUUUACAGGAAAAGUCAAAGGUGAGGCGGCCAUGAAGACUGAAAGUGAAAUUGGCAGUGCCAUCACACACCAGUUCAGAAUAAUCAAUCUGGGAAAGCGCUUGACAAACUUUGGCAAUGCCACCCUUGAGAUCGAAUGGCCAAAGGAGACAGAGAAGGGGAAGUGGCUGCUCUACCUGAUGGAGAUCAGCUCCACCGGAGUGGAGCAAAUAGAGUGCUCUCCUAAAGGGGAGAUCAACCCUCUUAACAAAGAACGAAGUAACACCAGGAUGAGAAGAGCAGCAGAAAACACCCAGGGAGGUGUCGAGGGCACUAUGUCACGUUUAUUUGACGAGAAGACAUCUAAAAUUCUGUCCUGUGGCAAUGGGGCAAAUUGUGUGCACAUAAUGUGCCCCCUGCGGGGCCUGGACAGUAAUGCAGUCAUCACUCUCAACUCCCGCCUCUGGAACAGCACCUUCAUAGAGGAUUAUUCGGAGCGCCGUCAUGUGGAGGUAAUAGUGAAAGCCAUUCUGCAUGUUGAUAGCACAACAAAGAACACAGUGCUGCAAAAUGCUGACACACAGGUGAGACUGACAGUGUUCCCAGAGAGGCGUGAAGCCCAGUUUGGAGGAGUGCCAUGGUGGAUCAUCGUGCUGUCCAUCCUGUUCGGGCUGCUGUUGUUGGCCCUGUUGGUGUUCCUUCUCUGGAAGUGUGGCUUUUUUAAGCGUGCCAAAUAUGAAGACAAGGUUCCCAGUUACAAUGCUGUUCGGAUCAAAUGGGAGGAGAGAGGAAUAAACCCUGAGAAUGGUAAAUGGGAAAACCUGGAAAAGAAGCCCUGGAUGACAACCUGGCAUGACAAGGAACAUUAUUCUUAACAGCCAAUGAGAUCUGACUCCACACAGAUUCCUGUCGCUUACUGAUGACUCCCAAUUUCACUCAUUUUCUUUCUUGCCUUGUCUUUGCACAGUGUGGACUGUAAAUAAAUAAAAAUAACUUAAAAGGAAAAAAAAAAGACUAAAUAUUGAUCAAACAUUCUGCUUCAGGGGCUGAAUUGAUCUUGGAUCAAGUCUGAAUGAAUCACUGGAAGGAGAGUUGCAUUGUGGGAGAUGGUCCUGCACAACUACUUUCUAGCAGAGCUUUGGACUUUUAUACAUUUACUACAUGCACAGUGCUGACUGGGGGCGGCUGGGACUGUUUCUAGGUUUUGUUUUUGUACAUGUUUUGCAUAAUUGUUCAUAUUUAUUGUUCGUGAGGAGUAUUUUGUUACAUGCCGAAGAGUCAUGCAAUGCAUACACAGGUGACUUUAAAAUUGAAUAAAAACCCUAAAGUGUU
This is a messenger RNA of Siniperca chuatsi (mandarin fish), 3792 nucleotides long. RefSeq names its product integrin alpha-6-like. The record is from RefSeq and is a predicted model, not a curated record. NCBI's taxonomy places the organism in Eukaryota, Metazoa, Chordata, Actinopteri, Centrarchiformes, Sinipercidae. The coding region runs from base 84 to 3335 and encodes 1083 amino acids. Gene Ontology annotation, cellular component: external side of plasma membrane; integrin complex. Gene Ontology annotation, biological process: cell-cell adhesion; cell-matrix adhesion; leukocyte migration. Gene Ontology annotation, molecular function: integrin binding. The transcript has 25 exons.